Molecule: messenger RNA, 1627 nt
Organism: Archocentrus centrarchus (flier cichlid)
Lineage: Eukaryota; Metazoa; Chordata; Actinopteri; Cichliformes; Cichlidae
Product: gastrula zinc finger protein XlCGF57.1-like
Exons: 3
Coding region: 37-1443 (468 amino acids)
Biological process (GO): regulation of gene expression
Cellular component (GO): nucleus
Source: RefSeq, a predicted model, not a curated record
UCUCACAGGAGAGAAGGAGACUGGACAACACUGGACAUGAACGGAGCAACUUACGUGAGACGGCAUGGCUCUGAGAGCGCGUGCUUUGACGGAGGACCGGAGGGUCGAGCCGUCGGAAUCCGCCAGCAGCGGGAGGACGUCACAAACCGACCUUCUGUGUUACCUGCAGAUGUCCAACAGGUAGUGGUGAUUAAAGAAGAAGUUCCCUGGAGCCUGAGUCUGGACCAGCAGGAUCCUGAUCAUCUCCACAUUAAGGAGGAGCAGGAGGAGAACAGAGAGCAGGUGAUCAUCAGAUUCCCAUUCAUCGCUGUUCAGGUGAAGAGUGAAGAUGAUGAAGACAAUCCUCAAAGCCAAACUGAAGGCAGCAUACAGGAAGAGCCUUCAUCCAGCAGCUCAUGUAAACUAAUGAAAACAGAAACUGAUGAUGAGGACUGUCGAGGUCCAGAACCAGCCAGGAACCUGGAUCCUAACCAUCAUAUACACCCAAAUACUGCUGAAAAGGCUACAAAUGAUUGUGAGACUGAAGUCAGUUUUGAUGAUGGUGAUUGGCAGGAACCUUUCUCAGUUUCUGGACCCUCAACUGAAGACAGUGACAGCGGUUGGAAGGAGUCCAGGGUGCCCACUUCAAGUGCAAAUGCUCUGGAAAAGGAGGAUUUUCAUCAAAUACAGAGUAUAGGUCAACCAGAAAAAAUGUCUUCCGCCUUUUCUGUUGGUGAGACUGGUUUUUGCUUGGAGCAAAAUGUAGAUUCACAGAUGAAAAUUCACACGGGAGAGAAACCAUUUGGCUGUGGUAUUUGUGGUAAGAUGUUUAGCCGUAAGACACUCUUUAAGUCCCAUAUGAGAGGCCACACGGGGGAGAAACCAUAUGGAUGUGAUGCCUGUGGUAAAAGAUUUACACUUCAGUACAGUUUUAAAAGACACAUGAGAGUGCAUACAGGAGAGAAACAGUUUGGCUGUGAUGACUGUGGGAAAACCUUUCGCUGCAAAACGCAUCUUAAGAGACACACGAGAGUACAUACAGGAGAGAGACCAUUUGGUUGUACUUUUUGUGGGGAAAGGUUUACAGAACAGGGAGCUCUGAAACGGCACACCAGAGUCCACACUGGAGAGAGACCCUUUGGUUGCACUGUGUGUGGGGAAAGAUUUGCAGAACAGGGUGUUCUGAAGAGACACAUCAGAGUUCACACAGGAGAGAAACCUUUUAGUUGCGACGUCUGUGAAAAAAGAUUCAGACAGCAAAAUACUUUGAAAAGACACAUGAAUGUUCAUACUGGAGAGAAACCAUAUGGCUGUAAUGUGUGUGGGAAAACAUUUAGAGAGCAGACUACACUUAAAAGGCACACUGUGGUCCACACAGGAGAGAAAGCAUUUUGCUGUGGUGUUUGUGGUGAAAGAUUCACGCGACAGGGAAAUCUGAAAAGACACAUGAAAGGUCACCCAUGAGAGGAACUGUACAGCUACAGAGUUUGUUGUGAAAUAUUAAAUGCGUGUGUUCUUAAGCUCAACAGCACAUUUUAAAUUUGGUUUAAUUUGUUAUAUUUUAUUUCUUAAUUUGAAGUGCCUAGCAUGUGUAAAGUGUAAAGGAUUUAACAGAGGCAAUGUUCAUAAGUACGAGUGCUUCAUUUUA